Molecule: messenger RNA, 1632 nt
Organism: Cyphellophora attinorum
Lineage: Eukaryota; Fungi; Ascomycota; Eurotiomycetes; Chaetothyriales; Cyphellophoraceae
Exons: 6
Coding region: 1-1632 (543 amino acids)
Biological process (GO): DNA-templated transcription; positive regulation of transcription from RNA polymerase II promoter by galactose
Cellular component (GO): nucleus
Molecular function (GO): RNA polymerase II cis-regulatory region sequence-specific DNA binding; zinc ion binding; DNA-binding transcription factor activity, RNA polymerase II-specific
Source: RefSeq, a predicted model, not a curated record
AUGCCCGAGUUCUACGGCGGGUCGUCGUCGGAAGUCUUGGAAGCUAUACAAGCUCGGUCGAAGUCGUCUGAGACCGACGAAGCCGGGACAGAUCUCUCGUCUCCAGAGAACAGAGCGCUGCUCUGGCUUGGAAGCAGAUCGGGGCUGACAUUCGGAAAGGCCGCUGGUGCUUUACUACCCCCGAAAGUGGUUGCCAUGGAAUAUGUGCACCGCUAUUUUCAGACAGCACAUCGCAUUUUUCCUAUCCUAGACAAGAGACUGUUCGUUAACUCUACCGUCGACUACUACAACGGGUUGCCUACGGAGGGCAAAGGGUAUGAAUCAUGGACGGCCGUGAUGUAUAUGGUCAUUGCCCUUGGCCACCAGUACAGCCUGGUCGACCCGGAUCCGGAGGUUCGCAGACGUGCACUUAAUUCGCCCGAGGAUGGAGAGGUAUGCUUCCAACUGCUCAAAGCGUGUCUCAAUGACGUUCACUUUGCUGGUGGAGACAUUUCUGCAGUGAACUCCCUGCUGCUCGCCUUUCUGUGGCUAUACAAUCAACAUCGGCUGCACGAAGGCUACAUGGUAUUGGGAACCGCCGCACGCAUUGGGUAUGGCAUAGGACUGCACAGAAAUCUCAAGAUGGAUCCAGAUCAAGGCCUCCAUAUCAUGCCGCACGUCAUGGGGUGGUGCUCGUCCUUCUGGUGUCUAUUUACUUACGAAAGAGAGAUGGUCGCCUUGCUCGGUCGGCCAUGCGCAAUCGAGGCGCACGAGUUCGAUAUCAAUACCUUCCCACUCGAAGAAUCUUCAGUCGAGCUUCAGUAUCUGGAACGAAUGCGACAAUUUGCGGCGAUAACCUGGAGUGCGUACGAUCAAAUCUAUUCACUUUCCCUAAAGCACUUAGGCCUGUCUGAGCGAAGUGACGCACUAAGGAAGACCGACGAAGCGUUCGAGCGCUGGUUCAACAGCUGGUUCCUGGACUGCACAUGGGCUAAGGAACCUCAUGGGCUUGUGAUUCGGCUACGCUUCCUUCAUUCAAGGCUUCUCUUGUACCGCGCAUUCUUGAGCAUCCUCGUACAAGGUGCCCGCCGACAGGAGAAGGUAUCGAACGAGUUGAAAGAACUUGCCGCCGUUUCUGUUCGAAUUGCCGUCGAUAUUGUUAUUAUAAUUGUGGACGACAUUUAUCCUGCGGCACGUUCGAGUGGCACUCUGCAGGGUAUACUGUUCCACGCCGUUCUGUAUCUCUGGAAUGCCGUGGUGUCACUCCUGUUCGUUGCAAGCUCUCGAGUUGUGCAACAACUUCUUGAAUCCGAAUUACAAGGCAUCAACAUACUAGACACUAUCGCGCAUGGCACUCGCAUCUUCGAGGCAUACUCUGACACUGUCGCAUCUGCACGAAUCGCACUGCAGAAAAGCCACACAAUCCUGGACAAGAUGAGUCCCGACUCGACAAGCCUUGUGAAGCCGAAUGGGGCAGGCAUGGCAGUCGCAACAACACCGGAUUCUUGUGAAAAAACAGGAAUCUCUCCCUCGCAGAACGAUCUUGGGUCUACCGAGUCGGCCCUACCGGAGACAGAACUCGAUUGGGCAGAAUUUGAUACAACCCUCGACGACUUCAAUAACUUUGAGCCCUUCUUCAGUAUGGGCAGCUGA